Messenger RNA from Pygoscelis adeliae (Adelie penguin), 2046 nucleotides. RefSeq names its product nuclear fragile X mental retardation protein interacting protein 1 (gene NUFIP1). The coding region runs from base 1 to 1464 and encodes 487 amino acids. Gene Ontology annotation, cellular component: nucleus. The record is from RefSeq and is a predicted model, not a curated record. Gene Ontology annotation, molecular function: RNA binding. The transcript is spliced from 10 exons. Gene Ontology annotation, biological process: box C/D snoRNP assembly. Lineage: Eukaryota; Metazoa; Chordata; Aves; Sphenisciformes; Spheniscidae.
AUGGAGGAGAGCUCAGAGUGUCAGGAAGCUAAAACCAACGAGGUGAGGAAGAGAAACGGAUGUAGCAAUGGUGGAAAUGGCAAUUUCUCACAGAAAUGGCAAGGCGAGCAAGCGCCUGGAUUUAGUAAACAUUUUCCAGAAGAAAAUAACAAGCCAAAGACCAAAAAGAAAAAAGAGCCAGUUUUCUCUCAUUACUGUGAUACCUGUGACCGUGGCUAUAAAAACCAGGAGAAGUAUGAUGAACAUAUUUCACAACAUAAACAGUGCACGGAAGAAGGUUGCAAUUUCAGCGCACAUGAGAAGAUAGUUCAGAUACACUGGAAGAAUGCACAUGCACCUGGUGCUAAAAGAAUAAAAUUAGAUAGUCCAGAAGAGAUCGCUAGAUGGAGAGAAGAAAGAAAAAAAAAUUUUCCUACGUUGGCAAACAUUGAAAGGAAGAAGGCGAUGCAGAUGCAGAAGGAAGAAAGGGGACAAGUGCUGACUACCCAACAGUUUGGCAAAAUGAAGGGGAUGUGGAAACCUCCAGAAAAUGAAGAGAGGUUUGGGCAGCAAGGAAGACAGAGGAGAAGACAAAGGCGCCCGUUCUGGAAGAAAUUUAGGAAAAAUAGCGGCAAUUAUAACGUACAUAGAACUCAAAAUGAAGCCAAUGGACCAGAAAACAACAUGUGUGAAAAGGAACAUGAAAAACAGCGUGCUUUGGUGGCUCAGCCAUACGUGAAGGACAUGGACCCUCUUGGUCUUCUGGCAAACAGUGAUGCUGAAUCCGACAAGGACGAAGCAGCAGCUGAAGACGGGAGGCUGGGAUUGACUGUUGUUCCCAAGCAGGUCACCUCCGCCCUGAGUUCGUUGUUGGCCAACUAUGGCAGCGCGUCCGACAGCGAGCCUGAAGAAAUCCCUGUCAAGACUGCAACAAAAGCUGAGAAAAACGAGGUUGUGCUCAGAAAUGCGCCUCAAAGUACUUAUGUUCCUUGGAGUCGAAACCCGAAUCAAAAACGUCCGGAAUAUGCAGGCACGACAUUAAGAAGCUCGAAUUCAAAUGCACGUUCCCCCAGAGGGCCUGAUAACUGGGGCAAGAAAACAUUACCUCUCCUUCCGAAGCGCCGUCCAACUCUGCUGGAAAUGUUACUGGCCCAGGACAUCCGACACGAAAGGAAUGUGAUUUUGCAGUGUGUUCGAUACCUCAUCCGAAAUAACGUGUUUGGACUUCAUUUUGAAACAGAACCACAAGCUGAAACAGAGACUGAACAGUCCUCUGCAACCGCAACCACAGCAGAGUCUUUGACGGACCAGCUCAAUGAAUCUAAUUGUUCUUGUAGCUCUGACCUUCAGUUAGCAGGAGGAGAAGAUGCAUUAUUAAUAGCCCAGGGUGAGAAAGCACGCGUGGAUCAGACUUCACAGAUGGUUCACUUGGCAGAUGAGGACAUGUGGGAAACCCCGUCAGUUCAGUGUGAAGAAGCACUGUAGAUGAUGUCUGUUGUGGACAAUAAAGCAAAGGCUCACCUUUUCUACCUGACUGAUGCUUUUUGAAAGACAUCAGUAUAACAAAAUAAUCAUUAAAGUACAUACUGAAAGCUGUUAAAACCACUUUUCUGAUCUGUUCUGCCCGAAGUGGCCGUUUCCUUGUGAAAAGAGCAUCCGUGCUGAGUAAUUGCGUUUCCCCAUGGCAGAAAGGCAGCAGUGGCACAGAGUGUGAUCUUCCCUAGAGUAGGUGCGGAUCCCCACUUUCAAGCUUCAGAGCUCUGAAUGUUUUACCUCGUUACAAAAUGUGUGUCAGUCCAUCACCAGAGCCAAGUAGUGUUGUGGUAGGAUGGAUCUUCCUCAUGUGAAAUCAUGGUGUGGCGUGUCUGGGAGUAUCUGAGUGUCCAGAAGUAUUUCAGUGUACUUUUGUAAUGGUAAUUCACUGCAUAUUUUUUCCCCAGCUGUUAUUUGAUAUACUAUAUCCAAUAUAAAUGUAAUAUAUCCAGUAUAAACUGAAGAAAUGAAAUGGAAGAUACAACUGACCUGGCUCUAAAAGUACUGCUUGCACCAGAAGUCUCCUCCUCUCUG